Messenger RNA from Papaver somniferum (opium poppy), 4389 nucleotides. RefSeq lists its product as uncharacterized. The transcript has 5 exons. Bases 1 to 4389 code for a protein of 1462 amino acids. NCBI's taxonomy places the organism in Eukaryota, Viridiplantae, Streptophyta, Magnoliopsida, Ranunculales, Papaveraceae. The record is from RefSeq and is a predicted model, not a curated record. Gene Ontology annotation, molecular function: RNA-DNA hybrid ribonuclease activity; nucleic acid binding.
AUGCGUGUUCUCUUCUGGAACAUCAAUGGAGUUGCUCGUGAGGCAUCCAGAGACAAGCUGAAGGAGUUAAUUAAAGAUUUUAAGCCUGAUAUAUUCUGCAUUGCAGAACCUAAGGUUUAUUGUUCUGAUAAAUUUGUGCAAGGUUUACAUAUUUCUGGUUAUAUGAGAAACGUUAUUCAUAAUUCUGUUGGGAGGUUGAAAGGGAAUAUUUGGAUCUUUUGGUCUGAGGAGAUGGAAAAACGAGGAGGGCGUGAGCCUAGAACUUCUGUCAUCAAUGAAUUUGCUGAUUGGAUGGAUGAUAAUGAUCUCUUUGAAGCAGACUCCUUGGGUUAUAAAUUCACUUGGGCUAAUGGUCAAUCAGGUGUAAGAAGAAUUCUUUGUAAAUUGGAUAGAGCCUUGAUUAAUGAAGCUUGGCUGAAUAAAUUUGAGAACUGGAGAUGUAAGGCUCUCCCUAGGGAAGUAUCCGAUCACUCUGCAAUUAUUGGUUUUCCUAUUACUUUUUUGAGGCCAAAAAGAGCUCCUUUCAGGUUUAAAAAGAUGUGGUUUGUGCAUAAUGAUUUCAUGAGAUUGGUUAAGGAGAACUGGAAUGCUCCUGUUUUAGGUUCUCCGGCUUUUAUCUUUCCCUUCAAGCUUAAGAGAUUGAAGAUCGGUCUAAAAGAAUGGAAUAUGAGGGUUUUUGGUAAUGUUCAUGCUAGGUUUAAGCAAGCUAAACUGACUUUAGAAGUUGCUCUUCGUAUUUCUGAUGAAUAUCCUGAGGAUGUUAGCAAGCUUAAUGCUGCUAAAGAUGCGUCAAUUAUUCUCCAAGACAUUAGAGCUCAACAAGCCAUUAUGUUAAAACAAAAAACAAGAAGUAAAUGGUUGUUGGAGGGUGCAAGUAAUACUUCUUUCUUUCAUGCCAAUAUUAGAACUCGUAGGAGCAACAAUAUGAUUUCUGAAUUGGUAGACGAUAAUGGGAAUGUUCUAACAGAUUUUGAACAAAUUCGAGACCAUGUUGUGUCUUUUUAUGAGGCUAAAUUUAAUGGUUCAUACCUGACUAUAGAGGAAGAUCUGUUUGAGUAUGAGCACAACAUUAUUUCUGUUGAAGACAAUCAAAGAAUGGAUGCAAUUCCGACUCUUGAUGAAAUUAAAGAGGCGGUUUUUAAUCUUGGAGCUGACAGUGCGCCUGGCCCUGAUGGUUUCUCUGGGUGUUUCUAUAGACAUUGCUGGGAGAUAAUUCAGCAAGACCUCUAUAAUGCUAUCAUUUAUUGUUGGACAGAGAAGGUUAUUCCUCAAGGUACUAAUUCUAGUCUCUUGAUUUUAAUUUCCAAGGUAAAAGGAGCAAACACUCUUAAUAAUUUUCGGCCUAUUGGUCUUAGUAAUUUUUUCUUUAAAAUUUUCACUAAGAUCCUAGCUACUAGACUUGGUAGUGUCCUUGAUAAUCUUGUUUCAGAAGAGCAAGUUGCGUUUAUGAAGGGGCGUAACAUUCAUGAAAACAUAAGUGUUGCUUCAAAGAUGGUUAAUGAUCUUAAGACAAAACGUAAGGAUGGCAAUGUUGGUCUCAAGCUUGAUAUUACUCAAGCUUUUGAUACGGUUAGCUGGUCUUUUGUCUUGGAGGUCUUUUGGAGGUAUGAUUUUUCUGACAAUUGGUGCUCUUGGAUUCUUUCAAUUCUGAACUCGGCGCGUAUUUCUAUUCUUCUAAAUGGUAACCCAGAAGGAUUCUUCAAGAUUAAUAGAGGUCUAAGACAAGGUGACCCCUUAUCUCCUCUGAUUUUUUUCCUAAUUGAAGAUGUGCUCAGUAGAAAUCUUACCAAGCUUUUUCUAGAAAAGAAGAUGACUCCUAUGCUCUCUAAAAGAAGUAUUUCUCCCACUCAUCUCUUCUUUGCUGAUGACAUUAUGAUCUUUUGUAAGGGAAACAUGAAGAGCUUGAAUAACCUUCUUGUUUUGCUUGGUAAAUAUCAAGCGGCCUCUGGUCAAUCUGUUUGUCGUCAUAAAAGUAAGGUAUAUUAUGGUGGAGGUUCGUUGAGUAGAUGCAGAACUAUAACUGAUUUACUUGAUAUGAGUGUUACUACUUUCCCUGAUAGAUACUUGGGUGUGCAAAUUAUGCCUGGUGCAGUUCGAUAUCGUCACAUAAGCAACGUUAUUGAUAAAAUCAAAAAUCAACUUGCUGUUUGGAAAGGUAAACUUCUUUCUUUUCAAGAUAGAAUUGUUCUAAUUAGCUCAGUGAUUGCUAGUUACACCAUUCACAACAUGGUUGUCUAUAAAUGGCCUAAGAAGUUCAUUCAACAAGCUGAAAGAGUGAUUCGUAACUUUCUUUGGUCUGGUGAUGCGGAGAUAGCUAGAAAAUUUGUUGUUGGUUUUCCUAAAGUUUGUUGUCCUUUGAAAGAAGGUGGCUUAGGUAUUACGAGCAUGGAAACCACCAAUAGAGUUAUGCUUAGGAAGUUGUGGUGGAGUAUUCGUUCUUCUCAAAAAAAAUGGGCGCGUUUCUUAUGGGCGAAAUAUACUUAUACUUGUGGGAGAUUGAAGCGUUAUGGUGUUAAAUCCUCUAUAUUUCCAGGGAUUAAAGUAGUUCAGAAUCUGGUUGAUAAUAACACUAAAGUUCUUCUUGGUGAUGGAAGAUCAACAUCUCUUUAUUAUGAUGUUUGGUAUGGUACUCAAAGCAUUGCUGAUAUAUUAGGAAACUAUGAACUGGAUUAUUCUACCAAGGUGAGUGAUAUUCUUAUUGAUAAUGCUUUGCAUCUUCAAGGAGUUCACGGUCAGGUGUUGAUGAAUGCUGGUGUUGAAGCCUCAAAUCUGCCAGUUUUACGUGGAGGAGUUGACUGCAGGGUCUGGAUGCAUGAUUUACAUGGGGUUUUCACGGUUAAAUCAGCCAAGGAGCUUAUUAGGAAGAAGUAUACAGUUUUGGAGGAUUUUGGCUUGCUAUGGAGGAAGUCUAAUCACCCUAAACUUGCUGCACAAAACUGGAAACUCUGCCAAGAAGCUUGCGCAACUUCUUACAAGAUCAGAAGUAGGUUUAAAGUGGAAUUGGCCAAUAGAUGUUACUUGUGUAAGUGUGAAGAGGAAUCCUUAUAUCAUAUUUUGUGUACUUGUUCUUAUUCAACACAAGUUUGGGAGUGGAUUGCAGGUAUUUUCUCUCUUCAACCUCAUUUUAAUAUUGUUGAUGCUUACAAAGUUUCAAAAGGAAGAAGUAGAAUUAUCAAAGAUCUUUGGCUGUUAUCAAUCCUAGUUGUUCGUGCUGAACUGUGGCAUGCUAGAAAUCUGGAAUAUUUUGAAAACAAAAGCAUAAGCAUUCAUUUUUUCAAGCAAAGAGUUUUUCAUCAGAUUCAUGAAUACUCUAUGCGUUUGAAGAGUUUUAUGUAUAACACUGCUGAAGACUUGGAAAUUCUGAACUACUUCCGUGUUAAGCAUAGGAAAGUGAAGAAUAUUCAACCUAUUGAGUGUUUUUGGUACCCUCCAAAUAGAGAUGAACUUCUUUUGUGUUGUGAUGGUGCUGCGAAAGGGAAUCCGGGGAUUGUUGGGGCUGGAGUUGUAGCCCGAGAUCAUGACAGCAACUUCAUUGGUGCUAUGAGCAUUGGUCUAGGUUGCACAAAUAAUUUCUUGGCUGAGUUAUAUGGUGUGAUUGUGGGUUUGGAAUGGGCCCAAAAGUGGGAGAUUAGAAAGGUGUUGGUGCGCUCAGAUUCAAUUGAAGCUAUUAUGGCUUUCUCUCAUAAUAAUAUUCCAUGGUUUGCAAAGCAGCGUUGGAGAAGUAUUCAGGAGACUUAUGACUCUAUUAGACUUAUGCACACAUACCGUGAAGCAAAUUUUGCAGCAGACUCUAUGGCAAAAAGAGGAUGUUUACUUGGUAAUGGUGAAGGGAUGAACUAUGAUGAGAGACCUUAUUUUAUUGUUCAUAAACCUACAAUCCAAGUUUGGCAAGCAAAAUCAGCUAAAACUGAUGAGGAAGAGGAGAAGUCUUUGAAUCAAGAUAAUAUGGAGGAUAAUAAGGUUGGUGCUUCAGCUGAUGAUACACAAUUGAAGGAGGAGCUUGAUCGCUCUGAAUCUGAGGACGUGAACAAACCAAAACCUUUUAAAACUUCAGAAACUGUUGGGUUUCGUGAAACUACAACUAAAGAAGAUAAUGCACGUACAAAUUUUAUCAAUGCAGGCCAUGCAGAUGCACUUGAUCAGUCUGGUGCUCAGUCCGUGGUUGAAUUGAUAAAACAUAAAAACACUCCUACUGAAGUUAUUGAUGAAGCUAAUCAGUUGGAAAAGGAGCUUGCUAAAUCUGCUGAUGAGUUGCGUGAAGCUCAGAUGAAGUUUAUUCAUUGUAAAAAUACUAUUGCAGCUCAGAAAGAUAUAACUUUACGUAAAAAUCAGGAAGACAUGGCUGCACAGAGUUGUUCUAAAGACGAAUGGAAUGAACAUCUGAGUUAG